Saccoglossus kowalevskii is the source of this 3367-nucleotide messenger RNA. Its product is annotated as hypoxia inducible factor. Gene Ontology annotation, molecular function: RNA polymerase II transcription regulatory region sequence-specific DNA binding; DNA-binding transcription factor activity, RNA polymerase II-specific; protein dimerization activity. The record is from RefSeq and is a predicted model, not a curated record. Gene Ontology annotation, biological process: regulation of transcription by RNA polymerase II; cellular response to hypoxia. Lineage: Eukaryota; Metazoa; Hemichordata; Enteropneusta; Harrimaniidae. Gene Ontology annotation, cellular component: cytoplasm; transcription regulator complex; nucleus.
GUAAAAAUCAACUUGCCACCACCACAACAAAAUGUGCCGGGUUAGAUAAAAUGAUGGAUGGUUAUUAUCUGAAGGCAUUGGAAGGAUUUAUAAUGGUUCUAACUGAAGAAGGAGAUAUGGCAUUUCUUUCAGAAAAUGUUGCGAAAUAUUUGGGCCUUACACAGGUUGACUUGGCUGGCCACAGUAUCUAUGAUUACACCCAUCCAUGUGAUCAUGAAGAAAUCCGAGAACAGCUGUCAGAUAAACCAGGACUACCUCUAUCCUCUAAGAAGAAGAAAGACAAUCUCUCUUUCCUCAUUCGCAUGAAAUGUACACUAACAGCAAAAGGGAGAAACGUUAAUUUGAAGUCGGCUACAUACAAGGUAAUACAGUGUUGUGGUCAUAUGAAGACGACAGAAGCCAUACAGGAUGUCAGUUUAAUGGGAUAUAAAACUCCAGCCACAACGUGCCUUGUGGUGGUGGGUGAACCAAUACCCCACCCAGCUAAUAUAGAAAUACCAUUGGACAGUCAGACUUUCUUAUCAAGGCAUUCAAUGGACAUGAAAUUUACUUUUGUGGAUGACAGAAUUCAUGAAAUAACUGGAUAUCAAGUUAGUGACUUGAUUGGUAAAUCUGCAUAUGAUUUCUGUCAUGCCCUAGACACCGACAAAAUAGAGAAAAGUUACCACGACUUGUAUGCCAAGGGACAGACAUCCACAGGACAAUAUAGAUUCCUGGCCAAGAAGGGCGGAUAUGUAUGGGUACAGACACAAGCCACAGUAAUAUAUAACAAUAGAACAUCCAAACCACAGUGUAUAGUUAGUGUGAAUUACGUGCUAAGCAGUGGCGUUGAAAAAGAAGAUUUAGUUUUGUCCACUGAACAGCAGAUGAAAGGGUUGCCCAAGUCCAAGCCUUCAAUAUCUGACAUGAAAUUGAGUACAGAGAAGAUAUUCUCUCCACAUACCACUGACAAGAAAGCUAAUUUCUGGAGCUGUUCGGGUGAUAACAAACUAAAUAUGUGGACCGCUGAUGCGGAGGACCUGCUGUGUGUUGCGCCUGCUGCCGGUGACACCAUGAUUCCAUUACCGUUCCCUGAUGAUUUAUCUCAAAUGAAAAAUGGGGUACCAAGUGCCAUGGAUAUGAAUAUUUACGACGAUGUUUUAUUUCCGCCAGAUCAUUCAACGCCAAAUUUCACUGGGUUUGAUCCAUUUACAUGUACCCCUGUCACAAUAGGGUGCUUCAAUAGUGAUAAGAAGCAGGAACAGCAGUCUCAACUACAGAAAGAACCUGCAAAACAAACAACAGUGGCGGCGGCGCCAACCACAACAACAGAUGAAGCCACAAACAAAUGUGUUUUCAGUCAGUAUCGUGGUAGUGCAUCAUUGGCGUCUCCACUCAGUAUAAGUCCAGAUUUGACUCCAAAGCCAAGCCCGAGUCCUGGAAGUCCAGUUGAUUACAAGAACACAGACCAACCAGUUGACUCUGAAAUGGUUGAUAAAGUUUCGUUGUUAUUGUCUGAACCACAAAAUGAGCUAGAUAUAUCCACAGAAGAACUCGUAAUGCGAGCUCCAUAUAUUCCAAUGGUUGGUGAAGAUUUCUGUUUGUACAAUGGUAAAAUAAUGAACGACCCUGUAUUAAGCAGUGCAGCGUUACCGUCGCCACCCCAUCUACCGUCAUUUACAGGGUCAUCGUCCCAGAGAGUUAUUUAUAGCCCGGUUGGAAGAGGAACACCAAGUCCAUCAAUGCCAAUUGGAAGUACAGAGUCUGUUUUCAGUCCUUUAAAAACAGCGUAUACAGCUGGGCAGUCGAAUAGUCAGACGAGGCUCUCUCGACCCACACUUGCACCAAGUUUGUUAACUACUAUACGAAAAAGGAAACUGACCCCACCCUCAACUAUUUCCCAACCACCUAUGAAAGCAACUUGCAGUGGUGGUCAGAGCUCCUUGGCAGACCAGAUUCUCUUUGGUAUGAGCUCAGUUAAACAGGAACCAAAAUCUCUUGCUCAGAAAGCUUUAGCAGGAUGUCUAAAGCUGCCGGAAGUGAAUCAUCAACGCAAGACUUCAUUACUGAAUCUGUUGUUGAAUGCUUCCAAUGGGAGUGACAAUGACAGCGGUGAGAGUAAUACCACUACUGCAGACACAAUAACAUCCAAUGGAAGAAAGUUGAUAGAAGCAAAUUGCACCACAAGUGGUAGUCGUAUGAAAAUAGCACCGCUACUAGACGUGACUCGCUACGAUGCCGAAGUGAAUGCCCCCUUGAAAUCGACUCAAGGUUUAUUACAAGGUGAAGACUUGCUACGGGCUCUCGACCAAACUGCUAAUAGGGCACCUUCCCCACACAGUGUGUGGUGACUGAAUAAAACACGCCAUCAUCAUGCAAACCCAAUUCAUGAGAUUAACAUAAUAACUUUAGACUUAGGCUGUUUGUUGAAUUCACCUAUAUCAAGAAUCGGUGUGGGAGAAAGAAAGAGAAACACUCAAACACAGACAGAUUGGGAUCAAUCAAAUGUGAGCUUGUAUAUAAUUAAAUUAUUUUUGUAUUUGGCAAAGUGUUCUAUUUUUGAGAAGAAUGCUGCCUAAAGUUGUGUUAAUCACUGCGGAAAAUGAACAGAGUACAUGAAAUCUAUCACAAGUGCCCUUGCUUGCUGACAAAGCAUUUCUGAAACACACCUCAUUUUACCUUCACUAUGUUUUGCAUCAUAUGACACAUACCUUGCCCCCUACCUAAACUGUUUUAAUGUGUUUUUUUUUUUUUUUAAGUGAUCGUAUUAAACGUUUGUGAUCACGUUUUGGAUACAUAUAUAAAAAACACACACAGGGUACUCACUACAUACUUUUGUUAACCUUUAAUAGUAAUCUACUAUCCAGUAAGAAGACAAUAUAUUAUUCUAAAUACUUGUAUAAAUUUUAAAAAUUAUUGUAUUUUGUUGGAUUGCUUGUAGUAUUUUUAAGAAAAUACAAAUAAGUUGUAGUGUUGUGCACCUUUUGUUUUUUUGCUGUGUUGUGUUAAUUCACAGCCACGACCCUCUUACUGGAAGUUGAUCAACAUGGUUAGGCACAGUGAGCACCAUGUGUGGAAUUUCCAGACAGCCUGUUUUGCUUCUGUGUCCGGACAGUGUGCCGAGUAUAUUUUGAGAUCGUAAAUUUGUAAUAUUGACCGCUUGUUUUUGACUUAAAACUGUAAGAGCAAAAAUUAAUACCAAGAAAUUGUAAAUAUGAGACAACGCAAGGGUGAAAGGGUGUAAACUGUCUACAGUGCAUUUAGCUGAACACAUUGUCAAACUGUUGUCUGUGUUCAUUUAAGAAUAGCGUAUGAAUGUGAAAGAUUUCCUGUUCAGUUGAAAUUAAACACUUUGGUCUAUGCCAAGUUCAUAUAAAGUUAAGUCACC